Cololabis saira (Pacific saury) is the source of this 792-nucleotide messenger RNA. RefSeq names its product peptidyl-tRNA hydrolase 2 (gene ptrh2). The coding region runs from base 25 to 591 and encodes 188 amino acids. The transcript has 2 exons. Gene Ontology annotation, biological process: positive regulation of anoikis; negative regulation of anoikis. Gene Ontology annotation, cellular component: mitochondrion; cytosol. The record is from RefSeq and is a predicted model, not a curated record. Gene Ontology annotation, molecular function: peptidyl-tRNA hydrolase activity. NCBI's taxonomy places the organism in Eukaryota, Metazoa, Chordata, Actinopteri, Beloniformes, Belonidae.
GUCAUUUUCAAGCGACUACAAUAAAUGAACCUUCCUUCAUGUCGUGAAAACGUCGAACAGAUCAGGUUUAACAGGAUGGAUGUGAUAUAUGGUCCACUGAGCUUGGGUGCAGCAGCUGGGCUGGGUUGUGGGCUCCUCCUUGGUUGGCACUUUCGGGCUCGAUUCGCCCCAAUAUCCAAAAGCGUGAUACAGGCGGUGGGCAGCGGUACUGGGGAGGCAUGCGUGAUGGGAGAAGGCGGUGAGUUCAAGAUGAUCCUGGUGGUCCGAAAUGACCUAAAGAUGGGCAAAGGCAAGGUCGCUGCCCAGUGCUCACACGCUGCUGUGUCAGCUUACAAGCAGGUCCAACGCAGGAACCCAGAUCUACUCAAACAGUGGGAGUACUGUGGCCAGCCAAAGGUGGUGGUGAAGGCCCCUGAUGAGGACACUCUCAUUGAACUGUUGAGUCAUGCCAAAGAAGUGGGACUUACUGUCAGCCUCAUCCAAGAUGCAGGAAGGACACAAAUUGCACCUGGGUCACGCACCGUGCUGGGCAUCGGUCCAGGCCCAGCUGAUUUGGUUGACAGUGUCACUGGAGACUUAAAGCUGUAUUAGAGUUUCUGCAUCCGUUUCCUUGCAGUUUGAAAGUUUCUGCAAUGCAAAGUUGAGCAACCGUGAGCUGCUUUAAACAAAAAAAACAAAAACAGUUUGGAAAUCAUUUUACUCUUUAUAAAGUUGUCAUGAUGUUGUUUGGUGGAUUUCUUUACUCUGGUCAGUGAAUGUACCAUAAACAAAUUAAAACAUUUUCACGCUUCA